This is a messenger RNA of Puccinia triticina, 1062 nucleotides long. RefSeq lists its product as uncharacterized. Bases 1 to 1062 code for a protein of 353 amino acids. The transcript has 3 exons. The record is from RefSeq and is a predicted model, not a curated record. Lineage: Eukaryota; Fungi; Basidiomycota; Pucciniomycetes; Pucciniales; Pucciniaceae.
AUGAUUCUCGUCUUCCCAGACGGCGUGCUCGUCUCUGAGCAGCGUCGCGGGAGACUGCGCUUUUCCCGAAGUGGUUCGCUGUGGGGGAUGGGCAGGGAAGGAGCGCUCACCGCAACAGACCGUCUCGGGGCGGGGCGUCCCCGGCUGGCCACCCAAUUCCGCCGUCAGCCUCGCCCCGCUUAUCUGCAAUCUCAGCCCGUCAGCAUCGCCUUCGCUCGGCCCCUUGCCUCGAUCCCCUCGCCAUCUGUCCAUCCCUCGGGCGGCACACGCGGCCAGCCAAGCUCCCGAGCCAUCUCCCCCAUCGACCGACGCAUGCUCUCAGCCCAGCGCCGGGACGAGCCCAUACCACACAGACCUGUGUGUACUAUGCAUGUGCCAGCCGUGGGGGCCCCGGGAAACACACAGCCCUCGACAAGCGUGCCCGGCCAAGAGGCGCACGAAAGCGGCUCCGGGGCAUGGCCCGCGAGAGACUCCUGGCCUUGGGCAGCUUCCAGGAGCUGUGAUACUGUCCCCGAUGGGCUAGAACGCAUGCACAAGCUAGCCGGUGAAUGGUGUGCCCAGGAACCCGGCCCGCCUCGCCUCGCUCUCCCUGGCCCUCCGUUCGACGAGCACGCCAGGGCCUGCCUGCCCUGUCCAGCCGUCCGUCUGCGCCAGAAACCCCGGGGCCCUGCACCCACGCCAGUCUUCCUCGCCUGCUUCCGCGCCCCGCCCGCGCCGAGAAAGGCGACUGGACUAUGGAGCGGGAUGGCCGGCGGACCUUCUGGGCGUGCGGGUGCGCGGACCCGGCCGGGGGGUUCUUCGGCGCCGGCCGGGCUGGGCUUGCGCAAGCGCUCGAGUCGGGGCCGCCUGGGGACCGUGGCGGUGUCGCUGGAGAGGCCCGAUCUCUGUCUGAGCAGCCUGCCUCCAGCGAGCGCCCUCCGAAGGAUCGACGGCGCUGUUAAAGUUUCAAUCGGCCAGACUUAUUGCAAUGUGGCUUGCAUCCACAUUGAAAUAAAUACACCCUUGCAACUCAUCCUAUGUAACUCAUCAGUGUUCACGUAUGAACUGGAACCUAAUCCUUGA